UUCGGGUGAGGCGGCAAUUGUUCGUCACUCACGUUGCGAAUCGUUGAACGAGUAACAACUCACGCCCAAGUAUUAGAGACUCCGUCUCCUUUAUUAGAUCCAAAGGAAAAGAAAACUAGACAAAAUGUCGAAAGCACCCGCUGUUGGUAUCGAUCUUGGAACAACUUACUCCUGUGUCGGAGUUUUUCAACAUGGAAAAGUCGAGAUCAUCGCUAAUGAUCAGGGAAACAGGACAACUCCUAGCUAUGUCGCAUUCACUGACACUGAACGACUUAUUGGUGAUGCUGCGAAAAACCAGGUCGCCAUGAAUCCCAACAACACCAUUUUCGACGCAAAGAGACUGAUCGGUCGUCGUUUCGACGACGCAACAGUGCAAGCAGACAUGAAGCACUGGCCAUUCACAGUGAUAAACGACAACACCAAGCCGAAGAUCCAGGUCCAAUACAAAGGCGAGACGAAGACCUUCUACCCCGAAGAAGUCUCCUCAAUGGUCCUCGUUAAGAUGAAGGAGACAGCCGAGGCUUACCUCGGUCAAACCGUCACCAACGCUGUGAUAACAGUCCCAGCGUACUUCAACGACUCGCAGCGUCAGGCAACGAAGGACGCUGGCACCAUCUCCGGUCUGAAUGUGCUCCGAAUAAUAAACGAGCCAACAGCAGCAGCCAUCGCCUACGGUCUCGACAAGAAGACCAUAGGUGAGCGCAACGUCCUGAUCUUCGACCUGGGUGGCGGUACCUUCGACGUCUCCAUCCUGACCAUUGAGGAGGGUAUCUUCGAGGUGAAAUCAACAGCUGGUGACACCCACUUGGGAGGAGAGGACUUCGACAACAGAAUGGUGAACCACUUUGUCCAGGAGUUCAAGCGAAAAUACAAGAAGGAGCUCACCAGCAACAAGAGGGCCCUUCGUCGUCUGAGGACAGCCUGCGAGCGUGCGAAGAGAACCCUCUCCUCCUCGACCCAAGCGAACAUCGAGAUUGAUUCUCUGUACGAGGGAACGGACUUCUACACCUCGAUCACUCGUGCUAGAUUCGAGGAGCUGUGCGCAGACCUCUUCAGAGGCACCCUGGAGCCAGUGGAGAAGUCCAUUCGUGACGCCAAGAUGGACAAGGCACAGAUCAACGACAUUGUCCUCGUGGGAGGCUCCACCCGUAUCCCCAAGAUCCAGAAGCUCCUGCAGGACUUCUUCAAUGGAAAGGAAUUGAACAAGUCGAUCAAUCCUGAUGAGGCUGUUGCCUACGGAGCUGCUGUCCAAGCAGCUAUUCUUCAUGGAGACAAGUCUGAGGCUGUGCAGGAUCUGCUUCUGCUCGAUGUGACUCCACUGUCACUUGGUAUUGAGACUGCUGGAGGUGUGAUGACUGCUCUCAUCAAGAGGAAUACCACAAUUCCUACUAAGCAGACCCAGACGUUCACCACUUAUGCUGAUAACCAGCCUGGUGUGCUGAUCCAGGUUUAUGAGGGAGAACGAGCCAUGACGAAGGAUAAUAAUCUUCUGGGCAAGUUUGAGCUCUCUGGGAUCCCACCAGCUCCUCGUGGCGUCCCCCAGAUCGAGGUCACCUUUGAUAUCGAUGCUAAUGGCAUUCUGAAUGUCUCUGCUGUUGAUAAAUCCACUGGUAAGGAGAACAAGAUCACUAUUACCAAUGACAAGGGACGUCUCAGCAAGGAGGACAUCGAGAGGAUGGUGAAUGAGGCUGAGAAGUACAGGAGUGAGGAUGAGAAGCAGAAGGAGACCAUCUCAGCUAAGAAUGGACUCGAGUCGUACUGCUUCAACAUGAAGAGCACUGUUGAGGAUGACAAGCUCAAGGACAAGAUCUCCGCCAGUGACAAGCAGGUUGUGCUUGACAAGUGUAAUGAGAUCAUCAAGUGGCUCGAUGCCAAUCAGCUUGCUGAGAAGGAGGAGUACGAGCACAAGCAGAAGGAGCUCGAGUCCAUCUGCAAUCCCAUUGUCACCAAGCUGUAUCAGGGAGCUGGGGGCAUGCCUGGGGGAAUGCCUGGAGGCAUGCCAGGAGCUGGUGGUGCACCUGGAGCUGCUCCAGGAGGUGGAGCCUCUGGACCCACCAUCGAGGAGGUUGAUUAAAUUGGGGGACGACCAGGGGAGGAGGGUCUUUUCGAUUUUUGAGCAUUUUCGUAUUCACAACUCGAAAAUUUGGGUGAGACUUGGGAGGAACAGAAGGACAUAGAAAAUGAGGAUAUCGCUUUGAGUAACUUUUCUCACGUGCUAGGACUGUAAACUUUUUUUUAUUAUGCAGAUUAUGGCGUAACUUUAAUAAUUUAUUGAGCAACAUUCAAUUCUGGAGAUAUUGUAAUAGAGAUGUGAUUUUUUUUCUAUGUAAAUAAAGCGGUUCUGUUCCAAAUCCUAUA
Diachasma alloeum is the source of this 2358-nucleotide messenger RNA. It is a transcript of the gene Hsc70-4, whose product is annotated as heat shock 70 kDa protein cognate 4. Bases 125 to 2074 code for a protein of 649 amino acids. Gene Ontology annotation, cellular component: plasma membrane; cytoplasm; nucleus. Gene Ontology annotation, molecular function: ATP binding; misfolded protein binding; heat shock protein binding. Gene Ontology annotation, biological process: cellular response to unfolded protein; protein refolding; vesicle-mediated transport. The record is from RefSeq and is a predicted model, not a curated record. The transcript has 3 exons. NCBI's taxonomy places the organism in Eukaryota, Metazoa, Arthropoda, Insecta, Hymenoptera, Braconidae.